Messenger RNA from Sardina pilchardus (European sardine), 7903 nucleotides. It is a transcript of the gene cep170aa, whose product is annotated as centrosomal protein 170Aa. Gene Ontology annotation, cellular component: centriole. Lineage: Eukaryota; Metazoa; Chordata; Actinopteri; Clupeiformes; Clupeidae. The record is from RefSeq and is a predicted model, not a curated record. Bases 199 to 4911 code for a protein of 1570 amino acids. The transcript is spliced from 20 exons. Gene Ontology annotation, molecular function: protein binding.
GUUAUUGCUGGGCAACUGAGACAAUUAUCAGACAGACGCUCAGUAACAGUGGGACUGGGUUGGGCAUUGAGGACACGUUGGAUAGCCUAUAGCUUACCGCCGAGCAAAAGCAAGGAUAUUUCUUUGAAAAAGAGGGGAUGACGUAGCGGCCCGUGUGUGUGUGUGUGUGUGAGGUGACCCUAGCGUAGCGGAGCAGUCAUGAGUCUCACCUCCUGGUUCCUGGUGAGCAGCGGGGGCACACGGCACCGCCUCCCCCGAGAGAUGAUCUUCGUCGGCCGAGACGACUGUGAGCUCAUGCUGCAGUCACGGAGUGUGGACAAGCAGCAUGCUGUCAUCAACUAUGAACUGGCCAGCGACGAGCACAAAGUCAAGGACCUGGGCAGCCUUAAUGGGACGUUUGUAAACGACACCCGGAUCCAGGAGCAGAUAUACAUCACUCUGAAGAUGGAUGACAAGCUGCGGUUUGGAUAUGAUACCAACCUGUUUACUGUGGUACGAGGAGAACUUCAUGUGCCGGAGGAGGCUCUUAAGCAUGAGAAGUUCAGCAGCCAGCUGCAGCUGGGGAAGAAGCCCACCCCCGCAGAGCCCGCCAAGACCCCCAAGAGCAAACCAGCGGCCACUAAGACCCAGGAGAGGAAGGCCGCCGAGCCCAGCGCAGAACCUCCUCCGACCAAACCUGCAGAGACGCAGAGGGGAGAGGAGAAACCAGGAGACAUCGCAGCACUCCACAGAGGAACUCCUCUCUACGGGCAGCCAUCUUGGUGGGGCGACGGGGACGCUGAUGAUGAAAACUCCUUCAAGCAGGAGACCAAGACCUCUGGGAAGAAGCAGGAGAACUGUGGCAUAGAGGGCAGGGAAGGCAAGAAGGGCGAGAAGGAGAGGGCCAAGGAGAAUGGCCUGCCGUCCCUAGGGACUGACCCGGGCUACUUAGAGCUGGCCAGCAAGGAGGGCAGCGUGAUGGCCAGCAGCAGCAGCAUCCACGAGGUGCCCACCAAGGACACGGAGGGGUCAGCGGCGUCCGCCACCAACACGGCCGCCACGGCCGGCUCGUCUCAAGGCCACGCGUCCUUCACCAUCGAGUUCGACGCCGCCUCGCCGGGGAAGGUGACCAUCAAGGACCACGUGGCCGCCAAACUGUCCAGCGGGGGCAGCGUCAGCGGCCGGACCAAGAAGUCGGGGCCCACGGCCAAGGACCUGAGCACGCUGCAGGCGGCCAUGAUGGCGUCGGAGACCAAGGUAGCCGACUGGCUGGCCCAGAACGACCCGCCGCUCGUGCGGAGGGAGUCGGCCGAGGACGACAGCAAGACCAUCAACAGCGACGUGCCCGUCCACUUCCGGAGACUCAAAGGCAGCAAGCAUGCGGACGGAACCCAGAGCGACUCGGAGAACGGUCCAGGCCUUCGCUUCGGCAGCCGCAGGCAGGCCCUGGAGGAGCGGCUGAGGGCGGGCGGCAGGGUCAAAGGUGACGGCCCGUCCCCCGCCUCGUCCACCACAAGCCGCACGGCCUUCAUGAUCGAGUUCUACGACGAGGAGAACCCGCGCAAGCGCCGCUCCUACUCCUUCUCCCAGACUGCACCUCUCCUGGGCGUGGGCGGAACAGCGUCUGGAGGGGAGGGGCUGUGUCCAACUCCACCCCCCGCCAGGCCCAAGGGCGUGGCCAUGGAGGGCUCUGAGGGGUCAAAGGGCGGUGGGUCGGCCAUCUUGGCGGCGGCGGCGCCCACGGCGGCCCGGGUCCUGCAGAAGCAGCGCUCAUCAGACGAGCCCAGCGCCGCCAGCCGCAGCUCCGUCGCCACGGGGAAGUCAGCCAGUCCCACGGAGGAGACGCAGAAACUGGACGCAGGGGAUGACCAGAGCGACAAGGGCACCUACACCAUCGAGCUGGAGAACCGCAACCCCGAGGAGGAGGAGGCCCGGCGCAUGAUUGACAAGGUGUUUGGAGUGGAGGGGAGACGAGAGCCGUCCAGCGGUGGUCAGCAGCCAGGACAGGGGAAGCCCAGCGAGAGCAAGAAGCCGAGCAGCAAGAUCGCCGAGGUUGUCCCUGACGACCAGGUGGCUGUCGGGAGCCCCCACUGGGUGUCACAAUGGGCCAGCCUGGCGGCCAAUCACACGCGCACAGACCCCGAAGGUUCCGGAGCGGAGCCCUCUGCCUUUGUGCAUCAGGAGAGAGAGCCCGAUGCGUUUGAGUCCAGCGUGUCCCAGAGGAGCGGCGGCUCCACCACCUCCAGCCUGACGGAGCGCAAGAGGAGGACGCUGCCCCAGCUGCCCGCCGAGGAGAAGCCCAAGCUGGGCAAGGGCCCGCCGGGGCUGGGGCUGGGCCUGCGCUCGGAGAUCGGGGAGAAGCAGGACACUGAGCUGCAGGAGAAGGAGAACGGACACAAGGGAGACGGGCAGAGCCUGUCCUCCUCUGUUGUCGAGAAGGGCACCACCAACGGGGUGGCACUGUCGGGGGGCAAGCGCUCCUCAGAGGAGGGCGGCGGGCGCAGGAGGAGGGGGCAGGAGGGCAGGGGGAGCGGCAGCGAGAGCGAGAAGUCGGGCAGGCCGCUGGUGCGGCAGGGCAGCUUCACCAUCGAGCGGCCGAGCGGCACGGUGCCCGCCGAGCUGAUCCCCAUCAUCGGGCGCGGCGAGGGGGCCAAGGCGGCGCGCGAGCGCAGCGACUCCACGGGCUCCAUGGACACGGCCACGCUGCUGAAGGACACCGAGGCCGUCAUGGCCUUCCUGGAGGCCAAGCUCCGCGACGAGGGCCGCCAGGACAAGAAGCCGCUGCCGCCCGGCGCCUCCGUGGCAUCCGGCUCGAAGGGCCAUCGGAGCGCCGCGGCCGCGCGCACCGUCGGGGGGGGCUCCAUCUCGCCGGAGUCGGACGUGGACACCAACAGCACGGUGAGCCAGGCGGCCGAGGCGGCCGAGCGGAAGGCGACGUCGUCGUCCGGCGCCCCGGGCAAGCGCCGCUCGCUCAGCAGCCUGCACCGCGAGAAGAGCAACGCCAGCUCCGCCUCCAUGGCCGCCACCCGAGCCGCCGCCGCCACCGCCCGCGACCGCCUGGAGCGCAAGGCCUCCAAGAGCCGGCCCUCCGCCGCACAAACCCUCUCCAGCGGCGCCCACCACCGCGGACGCCAGCCCUCGCUGGACCUCACCGACGACGACCUGACCUCCUCGCACCCGCUCUCCACCAUGUCCGACGUGCUGUCCUCCGACCAGGACACGCCCUCUAGCCGCUCCUACGGCGGCCGCGGCAGCCAUUUUGCCUCCACCGACGACCUGCUGCUGCUGUCCAAGUCCACCUCGUCCCUAUCGGCCAAGACCACCCGGGCCAGCAGGGCCCUCCACGCCAGCUCGGGGAGCCUGGUCAGCAAGAGCGCCCAGCAGCAGCAGCAGACGGCAGGGCUGCCCACGCCCAGACCCACGCGCGCCUCCCUGCUGCGGAGGGCUCGCCUGGGGGAUGCGUCGGACACGGACCUGGCCGACGCCGACCGCGUCUCCGUGGCCUCGGAGGUGUCCACCACCAGCUCCACGUCGCGCCCGCCGUCCGGCAGGAAGGCCCCGUCGCGGAUCGACAUGCUGGCGCAGCCGAGGCGCACGCGUCUGGGCUCCAUCUCGGCGCGCAGCGACUCGGAGGCCACGGUGGGGGUGCGCAGCGCCGCGUCCAGGCUCUCCGCCGAGACGGCCCUCCGGCUGGGGUUGCGGCAGCCGGCGCCCGGCGACGGGAAGCUGACGCAGAAGUCCAGAGCCAGCAGCAUCUCCAAGCUCAACGAGGUCAAGGCCAAGGUCGCGCCGCCCACACAUGGAUCCCCCUCUGUGAGCAGCCGAUGGCGUCGCCUGACCCCGGAGUAUGCGUCCACCUCGGAGGACGAGUUUGGGUCCAACCGGAACCUGUCCAAGCACGGCCGCCCCCUGCGGGCCCCUCCGGCGCUGCGCGGGUCCAGGACGGGUUUCGGGGGGUCGGGCUCGGCCCCGCCCACGCCAGGAGCGGGCAGCAGCAGCAGCGGAGGAGGAGUCCUGAAGCAUCGCAUGCGAGAACACGACGAGUAUAUCCGCGACUGGACCGCACACAGCGAGGAGAUCGCCAGGUUAUUUCCCUGUGUGCGUAGGAUCAGUCAGGACCUGGCCAAGGACCUGGCCAUCCUGGCGCGGGAGAUCCACGACGUGGCGGGCGAGAUCGACUCGGUCAGCUCCUCGGGCACGGCGCCCAGCACCACCGUCAGCACGGCCGCCACCACGCCCGGCUCCGCCAUCGACACCCGCGAGGAGGUAUGGGGACAACUGGUGGACCGGGUCUUCGAUGAGAGCCUAAACUUCCGGAAGAUUCCGCCCGUGGUGCAGACCAAAGCCCCUGAGAUCAACGGCCGACCAGUCGAGCUGAGACCACGUGCCCCUGACAGCCUGGACCCAAGCGCUGCCCUCCGGCGCCGCACAUGGAACCGGGACGAGGCCGUGCUGGACAGCCUGCUCCUCACGUCCGUCUCUCAGCUCUCAGGCAAGAUACGCCAGUCUGUGGACAAGACAGCAGCUAAGAUCAGAAUACUGUUCAAAGACAAAGACAGAAACUGGGACGACAUUGAAAGCAAACUACGAGCAGAGAGUGACAUCCCACUCCUCAAAACUUCCAACAAGGAGAUCUCAUCCAUCUUGUUAGAGCUGAAGCGGGUGGAGAAACAGCUUCAAGUGAUCAACGUGAUGGUGGACCCUGAUGGCACCCUGGAUGCCUUAGCCAGUCUGGGCCUCACCAGUCCGGUGCUGUCCAAGGCCAGGACCAGCCCCAGCUCCCAGACCCCUCCCACCCCCCUGCCCGGCCCUGGGGCCACCAAGGCCCCCUCCGGAGCCACCUCGCCUGGGGCCUGCCAGCGCAACCUGGGCCUCAGCUUCACCCGCACCCUGCCCAGCGGGGAGGAGGCUGCCACUGUCGCCAGCAAGUGAAGAAGAACAUGUGUGUACACACACACACACACACACACACACACACACACACACACACCAUCCAUAGAGGAUUCAACAGCACACACAAUUAUGUUACCUAACUACACACACACACACACACACACACACACACACCCCUGUGUGAAUGGACUAUUAUAAACAUCUCUGUUUGACUGACAGAAUGAAUAGACAGUUGUUAGUGUAUAUAUAUAUGUCUGUAUAUCCAAUAAUACCCAACCCACUCUCCCCCAAGUCAACCACUCUUUCCCCUUUAGAGGUUUGUGAUUGUUCGCCUAUUGAUAAAGACUUUGUGAAGGGGAUUAACACCUUAGUCCAUUGCCACACACACACACGAAGACACAAGCACAAGCAACUGUGUGAGUGUGUCAGGAGGAGUAAUGGAGCAAUCCAGUAUUGCCACCACACACACAACAAAACAGCAAUCUCACAACUACUAUUCUGAUUGGACUCUGUGGCUUUGGCUCUUAGCCUAAGUCUUCAGUCAUCACUGCGCAUAAAACCUUCCAUCCAUCUCUGUUAAAAAAAACUGUGUCUGGUUGGUGUCAGUGUAAUUCUAAUGUGAAUCGAAUCAGACAUGGCGUGCAGGCAAAGAUGGAGAAUAUGGUAAAACGGAUUUAGGGAGCCCUGGAUUAUCAGAUUUACAUUCAACCGUGUGGGUACAGGUUCAUGGUCAAAAACCACUAUAAUGUCAAACCAAACGUCACCUCUUGUGGCAAUACAGUGUGGCUAAUGUGACUUUGUGUUUUCAACUGAGUGCCAUUCGUAUGCCUCUGAAAUCAAUCAAAUUCAAAUUCAAAUGAAAUUAUUCUGAGAUUUACUCAUUAAGACUGUUGAUAGCAGUAGACAUUAUGGAGGUCCAGACACUAUACAGACCUCAAGAUGCUCCUAAACCUUUAUCUGAAGCAAUACAGUGUGUGUUUAGAAAUGUUUAUGAAGGAAGAAAACAGAGAUGGAUGUUUCUCAUAGUCUGUCUCAAAUAAUCCCUCUCCUCUAUUCUGCUUCUCAAUGUACCCCAAGCAACCAAAGUUCAGUCAAUAUGCAGCCUCCCAGUAAUUGUACAAGAAAUGUGUGAUUGAAAUUGUUCUGUUUUUAUAAAAUACUCUCUCAAUUAUACAACAAGUGCUUUAGAAUUGUUUCGAUCUGACUUGUCUUUUCAAGCGCAAUCUUGUAAUGUACUUCAAGAAAAACAAAUGAAUAACAGAACUUUGGUCUCUUGACACAGUAUACAUUUUAUACUGUUUUGAACUCUUUUGGAUAUGUAAUAUAUGACACCAUAGAUGUUGCUUGCGAGUACUGACCAAUACUGAAUGAGAGUACGGUAGCAUUUCUUAUGACUUGCCUUACUUUGGUUUAAAACUUUAGAUAAAACAAACAAACCCUGUUGUCCUUAUAGCCUCUAGUAAGAUCUAGAACAGAAUGUGCUGUUUUUUGUUUGUUUGUAUUGGUUAACAACAGUGAGAACCCAUUUGUCUUUUGUGACACAUUUGCCCCCUGCCAUUGAAACACAAUACUAGCACCACUGAUUAAAGGUAGCACUUACUGUAAGUUGCCUAGCUCCAUUUUGAAAACUGCACUUUUCAGCUGUUAAACUGUCAAGUGGCUGCUAAGAAUGUCCUUAAAAAGCUGUUGUGAGUGAAACUUCCAUCAGUCGGCCAUCAUAGAAGGCCUUAACUACCUUUCAAUGAAUCUGUGGAAAUAAAAUAACAGGAAUGCCCAUGUAUUUUAACUCUUAUUGGUUAUUAUAGUGACACCAUACUGAAACUAAACCUUUUUAUGCCCCAGAGUUUUUUAAUCUGAAUCUUUUUUUUGAAUUAUUAUUAUUAUACAGUAUAAGUCACUCACAGCAGCUUUAAAACCAAUCAUCCUUUACUGCCUUUAGGCCACAUGUACUACAACUUCUGGACUUAACCAUAAUAUCAGUAUGUAUCAUGGUUUGUGCUGUCAUGACUCAAUAACAGUUAACCCAUACAUGUAAUUUUACAUUAACCACUCUGUGCUUAUACGUGAUAUAACAAACGUGCAGGAAACGGCAUUGGCACUCCCCUGAAUGAAAAAGACUGCGCCAUGCCCGUUUGCUUCAUGUGGUUUAUGACUGUUGCGCUCUGCCACUCUGCUUUGUCGUUGGGUUCACAAUGCUCCUGUAAUGCCUUGCCUGGUGCACUGUGUCUGUGUGUCUCAGCCUCCCCAUGAUGUGUGUUUUAUUUGUCAUUUUAGUUGCUGCUUUUCACUAGCAGGCGUGUGUGUGUGUGUGUGUGUGUGUGUGUGUGUGUGUGUGUGUGUGUGUGUGUGUGUGUGUGUGUGUGAGCGUGUGUGUGUGUGUGUGUGUGUGUGUGUGUGUAAAAUGUAAAAAAUGUAAAAUAAGUGUGUAUCAGGGGGAUGCUCACUCACGCACGCCUCAGCAGUGAAAAUGUAUAAACGACACCUGCGCUCUUACAUACCUCAGGGUAUGAUACCACCAAGUGCCCAGGGUUAAAAGAAGUCUUUUUUUUCUAUUGUUUUCAUUGUUUUGUAGUGUCCCCUGUUUAAAACAAUGUAUGGAAGCAGGACUUGGAGGGCUAGAUAAGUAUCAUUUUGCACAUCCCUUGCGCAAGAAAAAUAAUCUAGUAUUUCAAAUGUUAUGUCCCUUAUUGGACAUAUGUACAUGUAUAAAGAAAGUGAACGUCUUGACUCUUCACAGUUCUUCUCCCAUAUGGAGAAGGAAAGCCAUUUUGAAAUUUGUGUAGCCUAGUUAAAAGCAGCCAAGGGAUGUGUUAUGCUGAAGGUUUCGGUACACCUGUUAAUGACUUUUACCAUUAGUUUUUUUGUUUUUGUAACUGACGCAUACACAUUUAUCAGUGUUUUACUUUUUUAUUGUAUUUUAUUUAUUUUUGUUUAUUUUUUUCUUGUAUCAUAUGAUUACAAUUUAUGUACCAAUUUGUUAUUUUGUUAACUGCAUAUUUUACUUAUUCUCAAUAAAAUUGGAAACAUUUCA